Molecule: messenger RNA, 2526 nt
Organism: Mesorhabditis belari
Lineage: Eukaryota; Metazoa; Nematoda; Chromadorea; Rhabditida; Rhabditidae
Source: the annotation of a GenBank genome assembly
AUGUGGGACGGUGUUUCGGUAUGGGUUGCUCGAAUUGUGAGCUCGUAUCCAAAAAUUUGCAUCUUCGUCUCACUGGCCAUUGCAGCCAUUUUCACUGCUGGUCUCACUUUUGCCAAGAUCGAAACCGACAUUCGACGCUCGUUUUCACCUCAUGAUUCUGACAGUGCCAAUGAAGCACGACGAUAUCUCGAUUUCUAUGGACUUUCGGUUUAUCCCACUAGAUCUUUCAUCUUAUUUCAAACGAAAAACCCUAAUGGUAACAUUUUGAGACCAGAAACACUGGACUUCAUCAAGUCAAUGGAUGAGGAGUUGAUGUCAGUGUUGAAGAGAGUCGAUUCAAGCGAUGGAUUUCCUGCUUGUCAUCCCGUUUGCAAUAUCAACUAUGCAUUUCAAAUGUUUUUGUCCGAAUUGCAAGAAGAACGAGCUGGGAAGAAGAGCACGAUCGGUCUACGCCUUUUCGAUUAUCCUCGCUCGACUCUCCGUGGUGCCGAAGUCUUCAUUGGUCUGAAUAUUUAUGGAACAAAAAUGAAAAAUAAACCAUUUGCAAGCAAUAGCUCGAAAAUUGUGGCCGCGAAUACGGUGAUCCUUCACUAUUUUAGUCGAUUCGACACACCCACGCGAAUCCGCGACUAUAAAAAUCUCAUCUUGAGCUUGUUUAAACGCUCGCAACUUUCAACCAAUUCGACUAGUCUCGAUUUUCAUAUUUUUGGCGAAGAAAUCGCAAAUCACGAGAUGGUGCGAGGCGCUUUUGAGGCAAUCAAGCUAAUGUCAAUCGGUUUUGUGCUGCUUUUUGUUUUCGUUUCGUUCGUCAUCCUUCGCACCACUUCAAAGCGAAUGACUGUACAACUUGUCGCCACAACAAUUUUAACUCCGAUUCUGGCAACAGUUGCGGCUUUUGGUCUACAGUGUUAUAUGGGUUUCCCAAUUUACUCGAUUCAAUGUGUCACACCGUUUCUCGUUCUUGGAAUAGGAGUCGAUGAUGCUUUUAUUCUCAUUCAUUGGUGGAAUCACUAUAAACAUUAUCGAGAAAGAGAUGUUCGCAUGAAAAAAGUGUUGGUUGAUGUAGGCCCAUCGAUCACGAUCACUUCUCUCACGAAUAUUAUCGCGUUUGGAGUCGGUUUCCUCACACCAACACCACAGAUGUCAAUGUUUUGUCUCUGUACAUCAAUCGCUCUUCUUCUUGAUUACAUUAUUACAUACAGCAUCUUGGCUCCUGUGGUUUAUAUUUGUUCGCCAGCCCAAGAACCACCGAUUAUUUCACCACAAGACAAAAGCCUAUCACCGAUCAGACAAAAGAAUAAUGAACUGGCUGAGAAGGUGUUUCGAGGGUAUGCUCGAAUGGCUGUUUCAUCUCAAGGGAAACUUCUCUCAGGGCUUUUCUUGUUUGCUCUUUAUGCCUUUUGUGCGAUCGGGGUUUUUCGUGUUAGAUCCACCUUUAAUCCCUCAAAAGCCUUCCCAGCUGACUCAGUUUUGGUGAAAGCCGUUCGGAAAAUUGAACCGGUAUUCAAUCAAUUUUUCCCUCUACAUAUCUAUGUCUCCAAUCCACCGAAUAUCACAAAUCCCAGCGAGUACUCUUCUUUUUAUUCACUUGUUCAUCACCUCGAAGGUCUUCCGAUGGUUUAUGAUGGAAAUCGAACGGUUCUCUUCCUUAAUCAAUAUGAAAAAUUCGAUAAACAGACAACCCAAAUGUUGUCCUCACUUUUCUUCGCUUCUGAACAAAAUCAUCCACUUACAUUGCACAAUUUGGGUCCUUUCCUUGACAUUCUUGGGAAUCCGCCAACGAUUAAAUAUCGACGACCAGAAAAAAGUGGAGACGAAGGUCAUCUCGACGCUUUUGCAAUGACAAUCAUUGCAAAAGGGAUGCACGAAUGGGGUGAACGGGCAAAAUACGAGGAGCUCGUUCGACAAACGUUGAAGGAAUAUCCACAAUUCAAUGCGACUCUCUUUGACGCCGAUUCGGCGGUAUUGGCUGUGAUUUUGACAACACGCGAUGAUUUAAUUGGAUCGAUUUGUUUAACGGUGGCAUGUAUGGCUUGUGUCUGCGUGUUAUUCAUCUCCAACAAAGCCGGAGUCGUUAUUGUAACAGCUGUCAUUUCAAGCAUUUGCUUUUGUCUUGUCGGAAUGUUAUCGUGGUGGGGAGUUGAUAUGGAUCCAGUGAUGCAAGUUGACGUGCUGCUAGCGACAGGGUUCUCGGUCGAUUAUACAGCUCACAUUGCUUACCAAUACUACCAAGCAAAAGGCAGUCCAGAAGAUAAAAUCUAUCAAAGUCUCUCUGAGAUGGCAAUACCUAUGUUACAGGCGGGCAUCUCAACUUUUCUUUGUAUGCUGCCAUUGAUCUUCAUUCAAACUUACACAAUUGUUUGCUUUGCAAAGACGAUAUUUAUUGUUGUUGGUUGUGGCCUUUAUCAUGGUCUUAUCGUUUUACCGGUUCUUCUCUCAUUUACCGGAAAAGAAACUGAGAAGUCACUUCCACCCCUAAUCGCUCCAACCGAACCACUCCUUGUCAGCAAAAAAAACGACGGAAAU